Rana temporaria (common frog) is the source of this 2098-nucleotide messenger RNA. Its product is annotated as C-type lectin domain family 2 member D-like. The transcript has 5 exons. Gene Ontology annotation, cellular component: external side of plasma membrane. The record is from RefSeq and is a predicted model, not a curated record. NCBI's taxonomy places the organism in Eukaryota, Metazoa, Chordata, Amphibia, Anura, Ranidae. The coding region runs from base 187 to 831 and encodes 214 amino acids.
UUUAUAUUUAGCGGCAUGACAUCUAGGUAUGUGAUUUCUUGACAACAAUGUUUAUUUCAAAAUACCAGCGAGAUUAAUCCGGUUCUGCAUGCGGGCGUCACAAUAAAUAGCACUACAGCUGGGAAACACUAAUGCCAAGGAAGGGGGAAAAAAAAGGUGUGUCUGAAGUCAAGGCGCGUCACCUGCAUGAAAAAAAGCUUCUGUUACAGUACAGCUGUAAGUCAGUCCUCAUGUUCUGCAGACAUGAGUUCAUCUCCCAGCUACUCGCAAGCUAGUACAGGAUCACCCAAACAAAAUGGCAAUGGACCCGCGUCCUCAGACCCUGAAGCUCCGAAACUGUGCUUGGGAUCUUCCUGGCUCUGCCGCAAGCAUGAGGUGCCAGGCUGGAUGUUCAUACUCUGCCUGGGUGUCGUUGUUGUAAUUUUUUUGAUAUCUGCCAUCUGUAUCUCAAAGCUACCGCAUCCUGCAGAGUGUCCUACAGACUGGAUCCAGCUAAGCAGCCGCUGUUACUAUUUAUCAGACAACAGGAGGGCCUGGAACGCCAGUGAGGAAUUCUGCAACAGUCAUGGGGCCUCCCUACUGGUGAUAAUGGACAACACAAAGAAAGACUUGGACAAACUAAAUACGCAUGGUGAUUUUUGGAUCGGGCUCAGGAGGGACCAAAACAAAUGGAAAUGGGUCGAUGGCACAGAUUAUGAUGGGAAGGUGGAAGGGUACCAAAAUGGCAGACAGCUACACUGCGCCCAUCGGAAUGAAGGGAUAGGGGCCUUGGACUGCUCUACACAACGACUAUUUAUAUGCAGCAAGACAGCCAGGGGGCCUUUAUCGUGAUCUGCCUGUCCUUGAACAUCCUGUAAAAUGAGACAGGCUUGUGUAGUAAACUUACACAGUACUUUCCAAAUAGGAGCAGCAGGUGCGGAGACCCGAAAACUCCAUCUCACGAUGCAAUCUCCCUAAUGGCUGACAAAAUCUGUAUGCAAGAACAAUUUUUGGAGCUUGGUCACUCUAGAAAGAUAGACUGAUAGGUAGGUUACCGUAGGUAGAUUGGAGUAUCUUUUGUAAUAACCUACAUUUCCUUAUUGUUUACAAUAUGCAACAAGAUGUUUGCUGCCCAGCACCUCUUGGAGAUUACAAACCAGAGGCACGGUUAGGGCAUCAUGAAGAACGAUUUCAGCUUUUCACUUGUCCACGGAUUGAGCAGUGUCGAGGUCUACAUAACAGUAGGAAUGGGACCUAAGCUCUGAACCAUCCCACACCAAAUGUUCCAGUGGACCCAUGUGCAAAUAUUCAGGAUUCACAAAUGGCAGUCUUUAUCAAGAUGUAAUAAACUGAACCUAGACCAUUUCUCAAGCUGGGCUACGCAGUUAGCUAGUGCCCACAACCAGUGCCAAAUUUAGUCCUAGGGGGGCCUAGGGCACUUCAAAUUCGAUGCCCCCAACAUAGAUAUUAAAUUAUAUGACAAAAAAAGUUGAAAUUAAUAAUAAACCGCAUUUGUUCUAAAAAAUAUAUACAUUCGGUUUCGAAGAAGACACUUGUCUGAUUUUUUUUCCCUCAAUUUUAUUGGCUAUAAGAAUACACAUUACACAGGAAAUUGGACAUCCUACAUCAUAGUUGGAAGUCCUACACCACUGUUAUGCAUCACACUACAAUAUUUACAAAAAGUAUUUUUUCCUGCACUAAGCAUCUGCAAAGUCUUUAACUAACUCAUUUAAACUGUAUCAUCCUGAGAACACUGCUCUGGACAGCCAAAAGGGACAGAGAACUUAGUCGUUCAUCAUGUGUCAUUGUGGUUCUCAUAUAAUUCUUUAUCAGUGCCAAUUUGCUGAGCAACCUUUCUCCUGAACAACUAGUAACCAUCAUCCUCAAAUAUAAUAUAAAAGCUACAUUAACACCUGGGAAGAUAUCAGCAAGCCCUUCAUCAUGUAAUAAAACUGCCUGUUGAGAUUGUAAAGAAAGGGGACUUUAAAUGAAGUGGGUACCCUUUUCCGCCAGUAAAGAUAACAGUAGUUAUUACAGUAGAUAGUUUUUUUUCAAGUAAAAUUGUUUACAUGCAUAGAUAACACCAACAGUUGCCAAAUAAAGAUACAUAAACAAGGAA